UCGCGGCGCGCGCGCGCAGGCGCAGGAGCUGCUGCUUCCAGUCCCUCCUUCCUGGUUGCCUGCAACCCGCUUCCUGGACCCUAGUUACGGCUGCUGGUGACCCCCUCCCCAGCCCCAGUGGGUGGGUGGCAGCUACCAUGGAGAAUGCGAACGGGGCUGACCGAAACAUGAACGAGGACCCGGGGCUGGCGGUGGGGCAGACUGAGAGCAGCUCUCCACAGGGGCCUGUGGAACAAGCAGGCCAGCUUCUCUUCCAGGAGGAGACCAUUGAUCUCGGUGGAGACGAGUUUGGCUCUGAAGAGAACGAGACCAUAUCCGAAGACUCAACUAAUUUUGUGGACAAGCUAAACGAGCACAUGAUGGAAAGUGUCCUCAUCUCUGACUCUCCGAACAACAGUGAAGAUGACACAGGUGACCUGGGCUGUUUGCGGGAUAUGGCAGAGCCUGCCACAGGCAGCUCUGAGUCCAGACUAGAAAGUGCCGUGGACAAGGGAGUCGUGGACACUCUGAGCAACGGCAGUGAAAGCGAGGGGGACGAGACACCUAAGAGCGUCUCUGAGAUGAGUCCUGAUCGCAGGGCGUCUUCGAAGGAAGACCCAGCGCAAGAAGAAGCAAAAGACAAGCCUGCCAUUGAAAAGGAGGACGCAGAGGAUGUGAAACCCGGGGAUGAAAAGACUCCCUCAGACACCCCCGUCUCGGAGCUCUCCUCCCGGCAGGCCUCUCCCAAGGACGAGCCCAUCCCCGUUUGCACCAUUUUCAGCCAGGCCCAUCCUGCUGGCUCCCAGACAUCCCCGUUCCUGCGGGACGGCUUUGAGUCUCAGAUGGUAAAAUCUCCCAGCUUUGGCGGCACCAGCGAAACAGCCGCCAAGACCCCUCCUCAGGUGGUCCAGCCAAGCCCCAGCCUGAGUAACUUUUUUGGAGACACAACCAGCACCAACUCUGUGGCCGCAGACUUCUUUGACUCGUUCACCACUUCCACAUUCAUCUCUGUCAGUAACCCCAACGCGGCCUCUUCGGUUCCAGAGCAGCUGUCUUCCCUCACGACUCCAGUGGGAGAGAAAUCUCUCGGAUCGACCGAUCCUUCUUACUCCCCGGGGAUGGCCAGAUCCGAAUCGAGCAUCUCCACUGCUUCUCUAGAAAUCCCUCAGUCUCCCAAGCCGUUCUCCCAAAUCCAGGCUGUGUUUGCAGGUACUGAGGACCCCUUUGCCACGGCCCUGAGCAUGAGUGAGAUGGACCGGAGAAAUGACGCCUGGCUGCCUGGGGAGGCCACCAGGGAGGUCCUCAUUGCGGUGGCGACUCAGCAGUACAGCACAGUCUUCAUCGAAAAGGAGAACCUCACCAUGCCAGGCCUCAAGUUCGACAACAUCCAGGGAGAUGCCGUUAAAGACUUAAUGCUUCGCUUCCUGGGUGAAAAGGCUGCAGCAAAGAGACAGGUCUUAAAUGCCAACUCAGUAGAACAAUCUUUUGUUGGACUGAAGCAGCUAAUUAGCUGCAAAAACUGGAGGGCAGCUGUUGACCUGUGCGGCCGGCUCCUCACAGCCCACGGCCAGGGCUACGGCAAGAGUGGGCUGCCGACCAACCACACAGCGGAUUCACUGCAGCUUUGGUUUGUGAGACUGGCAUUACUCGUCAAGUUGGGCCUUUUCCAGAAUGCUGAAAUGGAGUUUGAGCCCUUCGGAAACCUAGAUCAGCCAGAUCUCUAUUACGAAUACUACCCUCACGUGUACCCUGGGAGAAGAGGUUCCAUGGUUCCCUUCUCAAUGCGAAUCUUACACGCAGAGCUUCAGCAGUACCUGGGGAACCCCCAGGAGUCACUGGAUAGACUUCACAGGGUGAAGGCCGUCUGCAGCAAGAUCCUAACCAACCUGGAGCAAGGCUCUGCUGAGGACGGCAGCCUGGGCAGCCUCACACCGGAGAACCGGCAAGCCUCCAUCCAGCUGUGGAGGUCACGUCUGGGCCGCGUGCUGUGCUCCAUGGCCAACUGUCUGCUCCUGAUGAAGGACUACGUGCUGGCCGUGGACGCCUACCACUCCGUGAUCCAGUACCACCCCGAGCAGGAGGCGCAGCUGCUCAGCGGCAUCGGCCGCAUUUUCCUCCAGAUUGGAGACAUCAAGACAGCUGAAAAAUAUUUUGAAGAUGUGGAGAAAGUUACACAGAAAUUGAACGGACUACAGGGUAAAAUCAUGGUUUUAAUGAACAGAGCUUUCCUCCACCUGGGUCAGAAUAACUUUUCCGAAGCCCACAGGUUCUUCACAGAAGUUUUGAAGACAGACCCAACAAACGCAGUGGCCAACAACAACGCCGCGGUGUGUCUGCUCUACCUGGGCAAGCUCAAGGAGUCCCUGCGGCAGCUGGAGGCCAUGGUGCAGCAGGACCCGCAGCACUGCCUGCACGAGAGCGUGCUCUUCAACCUGACCACCAUGUACGAGCUGGAGUCCUCCCGCAGCAUGCAGAAGAAGCAGGCCCUGCUCGGCGCCGUGGCCAGCAAAGAAGGCGACAGCUUCAACACACAGUGCCUCAAGCUGGCCUAGCCCCCCCACCUCCGCGCGCCUGAACUGGGCACGCGCGGGUCUCCGAUGUCUUCAUGCAAACGAGGAUUCAGGAAAACCGCUCUCACCCGUGUCUGGGAGCGUCUCUUCUUGAUCCAGAGCCGUGGCCUGGGCCAGGACGUGGCCUGCAGCUUGUUGAAUUCCAGCCAGCUCAGCACCGCCCCCCUCCCUCUGCUGCUGUUUGUGAAUUCAGGAGGCGAACAUGCCAUUAGCAUGGUGGUCAUGGACAGAGAAAAAUCCAUAAUGACACACCGGGUCUCUCGUGCUUCUUCCUGGAAGCUGACCUGUUCCACUUAUUAAUUCUGAAUCUCCUCAGAGAAAAACUGAGAAGUGGAAUAGAAAUCACCCUCGCUCUAUCCCUGAAUGUUCCGGAGAAUUUAUAAAUAAUGGACGAGAAAUAACAAACCUAGAUUGCCAUUCA
This is a messenger RNA of Sorex araneus (European shrew), 2970 nucleotides long. It is a transcript of the gene TRAPPC12, whose product is annotated as trafficking protein particle complex subunit 12. Gene Ontology annotation, molecular function: protein binding. The transcript has 12 exons. Bases 138 to 2531 code for a protein of 797 amino acids. The record is from RefSeq and is a predicted model, not a curated record. Lineage: Eukaryota; Metazoa; Chordata; Mammalia; Eulipotyphla; Soricidae. Gene Ontology annotation, cellular component: Golgi apparatus; TRAPP complex.